CUUUUUCCGGCAGCUUGCUGUUGUCUAAAGAUGUAAAGAAGAAUGGAUGCAUUUGGACUUUGUAUUUUCAUUUGCAUGCUGUAUAUACGUACUGUUAUGGAGCAAGUAGUCUUUGCUUAAUGCUUAAAAAAGCUACUCAAGUACUUAAAUAUACGGAAGCAUGAACUUGUUUAUGAUAAAUGGAAAAGGUAGGCACCCGACCUUCAGUAGGAUUUAGAGGAAGUUUUAUCUGUCUUACCUUUUGUCAGUUUUUGUGACCACAAGCGUUUUCUGCAACUGGAUUCAGCUACGACAUUGGCUGCUUUUUGGGACAUUCUAUCGUGACUGAAGAUCUUUAAGUUCCACAAAUCCACGCACCUAUCAUGCAUUUUGGAUCCUACAUGAAAAGUCAUAUAUGCUGUAUUUUGUGCGAAAAAUUUCAGGAUUCGUGAUGCUUUUUGUUUAUAAAAUAUCUCAGACAUUGUACUACCAAGCUCAUGCUAAUGUAGGUUCAAAUCGAACAUAUUGUCCAGAAAUUUGUGAGAAGUCGUCGGAUAAUUGAGUUGGCUCCACUCUGUUCGCAUAAGAAACACCACAUUGGAAGAACGGCUUGGAUUGCAGUUUCUCUGUCCAAUCAAAGACUACCAAAUGCUUAUCCAGCAACAAAAUUAAGAAUUAAUAAGGAAUUUGUGGGAAAGCAACAAAGAAGUACUGAUACAAUUUCAAUCACUGUAAAUUUGAAAAAAGAGCAGGCUUCAGUAAAUUGCUAAACUUCAAUAUGAUAAAAAACCUCACAGUGAGUAUUUGAUAUUUGGAAGAUAUAUCUGUGUCUGGAACAUUGGCAAGAGUUGUAAAUAUGAAGGGAAACCAUUCAACAAAAUUAAUGAAAAACAUAAAUAAUGAAGGUAAACAUUCUAGUUUCGAGAAAUAUGCAUAUAUUGCUUAAACAAACAGUUAGUAACCGAUAAACUGCCAUAAGCAAAAUCAAAUACCUACAACUGUUCACGUGUUAGCUAUGUACAAACAAAUGAAUGACUAAUAGAAGAUACUCACUUUGCUUAGGUGAUGAUGGUACCGAAAGGCAUCAAAAUGGUGAAGGAAAGCUGAUGCUAAAAUUGCUAUAGUGCUACUCUAAGCUAACUUGACCAAUUUAAGAUGCCUUUUUACUAGUUUGUGAGCCUUAAGUACUGGCUCGCCCAUAACAUGUUUAUAGCAUUCAUUUAUGCAUAUUCAUGUUCAAUUCGUCUGUCAAAAGGAAAGUGUUUAUCGGCAUUAGCAUAUUCCUGCAAGGUGCCAACAAGUUACAGAGGGACACUAUCUUCAGCGGCUCAGCCAAUGGUUCUCGACCAUGACAGAUGUUCCUUAGCUUUCAACAGAGACUAUUUGAAGCGGAUAAAUUUGUAUCGUAAGCGAAUAUGGACAUGUAAGAUGACAGGGAAGUCUGGCUUCACUUAUGAGGAGGCUUUGCUGUCCGAGGAUAAGGGCAAAGAGGGUACUUUUCAAUUACCAAAGGAGUUGAUUGCCCCUGCAUUGCAAUUGGUUCAGUUUAGUCCUAUGAAUUUGGAUAAUUUAGCUACGAUGAUAUACGAGAGACUAAGAAGGCACUUUUCAGAAGGCGAGGAGGUGCAUGGACAAAAAGAUGAAUCGGUUGUUCGUUGCAGAAUUUUGAAGGUUAUUAAAAUUUCUGAUGCUAAUGAUAUAGCUUAUGGAGUUGCAUGGCUAGAUGGAAAAAAAAAUGUAACCAGCACAUCCAUUGAGAAGGCUGAGAACUUGAGCCGGAAGAAGCAACCUUUUUCUAAAAAACUUCUCAAGUCAUUGAUCUUAGCUUCUACUACACAGAGUUCUCCAUGGGUUCUACAUGACAGUUUAGCUCAGGAGCAUGGAAUUCCUACUGAACCACCUGAGGUGAUGAAGAGUCAGGUAUCAAGUAAAAGUUCACAGCUUAAUAGCCAGGAAGCACACAGUACAGGGGUGCUGGAGCUUGGGAGGGAAUUUAUCGAUGAAAUUAAAAGGCUGCAUGGGAGUGCUGAUGGAUUCAAUCCUCUGCAGAGAAAAGAGACAGGUCCAGACUUACAGUUGAAUAAUGUGCCCUUGGUUGAUGGAUCAUGCUACUGCUUAAAGGAUAGGGAAAUGAACUUGGAAAAGAUAAAAUACCCCAUCGAUGAUCUGUUAGUUAUGCCUGUUGCUGGGGAUCCAACUUACACUGAGCGUCCCAUUCCCUGCACCAAGUUCUCUGUGCCCAUGGAAUGUGUGGGGAACCUUAUAAUGGUUUGGGAUUUCUGCUCUACCUUCUACAAGCUUUUACACUUAUCUCCUUUUUCCCUCGAAGACUUUGAAAAUGCUAUUGUAUACAGUACUGGCGACCUAGACCUUAUCUUUGAGGUACAUUUAGCAAUUCUAAAUGUAAUCCUUACAGAUAAUGGCAAGCGGUCUGGAUUGAUUAAUGAACAGAAAAUGCCAAAGAUUACAUCGGCAAAUUGGGUGGACCAUUUGUGUCAUUUCUUUGAGAAGGAAAAUCAGAUUAAGAUUCUAAAGCAUUUAUUGAAACUAAAGGAUGCAAGCUACUAUAAGCUUGAUGUUCGGAUCAAAUUAAUUGUUUUGGGUGAAUUAGUAUCCUAUGCUCUUAUAACGGAUAUGGUCAGGGGGCAGUUGCAUGAGUACAUUGAGCAAACACAGGCUCUUGUGGCCACAAAACGUGAGGAAGACUUAGAAGAAUUACAAAAAAGAAGAGAGGAGAAGAAACUAAAACAGAUAAAACCUGAAGGGAAGGAUAACUUGCGUGGAAAUCCUUUUGCGUUGGAUGGCAGAUCAACUACUAGUAAGACCAAGAUUUGCUGUAAACCCAUUGAAGCAUUAUUAAGGGUUCAAGGCAAUGAGCCUCUGAAGUUUGAAGCUUCGCAACAAGAAAAUAAGAAUAACAGGCAUGCUGUUCUUGCAGCAAGAAGGGCUAAUAUGAGGCAGAAGCAGGAAGCAAAGAUAAUGGUGGAGAAAGAGAGAGAGUUAAAGAGGUCUGAGGAAAGUCAAAGACUGCGUGCACAAAGGACUACAAAAGCGAAGGAAGCAAGAGAAAAAAUGCUUAAAGAAGAGAAGCAAGAGCACUUUAACAAAGAGAUAGAAAAGCGGGUUAUAAGGACAAAUUCUCUAGGGAAGGACCGAAACCACAACAUAUACUGGUUUUUCAAGAGAGAAGGAAAAGUAUUUGUUGAAAGUGAUGAUCAUGUACAGUGGGGCUUCUAUUCAUCCCAGGAAGAACUUGAUGGCCUAAUGGCAUCGUUAAACCCAAAAGGCGAGAGAGAACUGGCUCUAAAAGAACAGCUGGAGCAGCAAUAUACAAAAAUAUGUAUUCUGUUAAUGGUUGUCAUUGGCAAACUUCCACGUGGAUGUCAGAUAUGCAAAUUGUGACUCCCAAUUUUGUCAUUUGUCAUUUCUUCUGUGCAUUUUGUACACCCAAUUGCUAGAUCCCUCUUGAGCUGUGUCCAUCCUCAGCUUUCCGAUUGUUUUAAUCUUUGUUCGUCUCAAUGAGAGGUGAUUCAUAAGAGCUGGAAAAGAGAAAAAACUUACUCUCAUUUGUCUCCAUAAUUCAUACACGGAUGUCUGAGGAUCCAGAACACCAAGCACUGUUAACCCCCAUUCCUUGUCUUGCAAGGAUGUCAUUGCCACAAUUCACAAACAUAUAUGUUUAUAACUAUCACAAUCACCC
Messenger RNA from Nymphaea colorata (pocket water lily), 3679 nucleotides. RefSeq lists its product as uncharacterized. The record is from RefSeq and is a predicted model, not a curated record. Bases 1183 to 3381 code for a protein of 732 amino acids. The transcript is spliced from 9 exons. Lineage: Eukaryota; Viridiplantae; Streptophyta; Magnoliopsida; Nymphaeales; Nymphaeaceae.